Molecule: messenger RNA, 6625 nt
Organism: Lytechinus pictus (painted urchin)
Lineage: Eukaryota; Metazoa; Echinodermata; Echinoidea; Temnopleuroida; Toxopneustidae
Product: MAM and LDL-receptor class A domain-containing protein 2-like
Exons: 27
Coding region: 68-3994 (1308 amino acids)
Cellular component (GO): membrane
Molecular function (GO): protein binding
Source: RefSeq, a predicted model, not a curated record
CUUAUAUGUGGACGACCUCAAAAGUGAGGUUAGCCAGAAAGCCAUUAUCCGUAGCCCAACCUACAGGAUGGCUGCCCGACGUUGCACCUUCUCGAUGUGGUACUAUGUCUUCGGUGUGGAUAUGGGGGCGCUUAAGGUGUUCCAGUAUACACCAUCAAAUGGUCGGAACUACAACCUCAUGACUGUGGUUGACCUUGGUGAGGACGAUGGAAUCGGGGAUAAAUGGAAUCUUUACCAAGUCCAAGUGGAAGCGUGUGCUGAAAAUUUUCAGAUCUCAAUUGAAGCAAAGGACAAUAAUGACUACCUGAACAAUGGGGGAUAUGCGAUUGAUGAUAUCAGAUUCGAGAACUGCGCAUAUACCCUCCCGCUACCUCCGGGCGGGUCGUGUGAUGCAGAUUGGGAGAUGUGUGAUUCUGGUCACUGCUUCCCCAAGACCGAAUGGUGUGACUACACACCGAACUGCUGCGAUGGCACGGAUGAGUCAACUCAGAAUUGUGCUGAUCAUAGAAUGUGUGACUUCGAGACAGACAUGUGUGAAUGGGGCCAGCUCACUGAGGACAUGUUGGACUGGACGAGGAAGAAAGGUGGUGGCACUGGAACAAGUUAUACUGGUCCAUAUAAAGAUCAUACAACCUUCAGCUCUUCAGGUUAUUUUAUUUAUACUGAAUCCACUAAUGCAUUACCUGGUGACUCCUACCGGAUAGGAAGUUUUUAUAUCCAACCAACAUCAUCAGGAUGCGAGAUUCGUUUCUAUCACCACAUGAGAGGGUCAGGGAUGGGAACUCUUAACUUGUACACCCGGACUAAGAUUGGUGGACCUCUGAGUCGUUUGUGGUACACUGACACAGCACAUGGCAACUACUGGCUUUACCAGCGGGUGGAGCUCGCCAGCGAUGAAGCUUUUCAGGUGGUAUUUGAAGGAGUAAGAGGGUCUAGUGAACAGAGCGAUAUGGCAUUGGACGACAUAACUUUCACCCCAGAAUGCAUAGAAUCAAAGAAUCCACUUCCUCCAGCAGAUGUUAUUCCUACGCAACCAAACUACUGUCCAUCUGGUCAGCGUCCAUGUAACAUAGAUGAUUGUAUAGAUGAAUCCAACUACUGUGACUUUGCAUAUCAGUGUGAUAUUGGUCAUGAAGAUGAAGCAUAUUGCCCCUCUACUUGUAAUUUUGAUGCUGUAGACCAAACCUUUUGUUACUGGAGUCAGGAUGUCAAUGAUGAUUUUGAUUGGUCAUUGUUCAUUGCUGCUGAGGUGGAUGAUAGUUACAUGGGCCCUAGAACUGACCACACCACAGGGUCACCCUCAGGACAAUACAUUUAUGUGGAUGGAACGCUCUCCUCCAUCAAUACAUUUGCCAAACUCAUUAGUCCCAUCUAUGCGAAAUCAGCGAGGGGAUGCACCUUCAGCAUGUAUUAUUAUAUGUUUGGCAUCGAGUACGGAGACCUGGAGGUCCGCCUUAUAAAUCUUGAGGGGAUGGAUGUUCGCCUGACCAAAGUCGGCGACGACCUGCUUGAUUACAACAAAUGGAUUCUUAGUGAAUCGGUGAUUCCUGCAUGCACCAAAAACUUCCAAAUCAUCAUCGAGGCCGAAGACCGGCAAGUAGUUCCUUCUGAGGGAGGUUUUGCGGUCGACGACAUUGCCUUCAAAAACUGUUACUACAGUCCCGCAGUUGAUCCAGGAAAUUGUGGUUUAGUGGGUCAGAGUCAAUGUGAUGCAGGCGAGUGUUACCCAGCCGAAAACCGGUGCGAUUUCACCCAAGAUUGCUGUGAUAUGUCUGAUGAGGACCCACAAACGUGCAAUCAAAUGGGUUACUCUAUCUGUGACUUUGAGAGCGACUUAUGUGACUGGGAGCAGCUGACUACCGAUGAGUUUGAUUGGCGAAGAAAUAAAGGAGAUACGUCGAGUGAAGGAACAGGCCCAAAAGUGGACCACACCCUCGGCACAGAUGAAGGUUAUUACAUCUACACAGAAGCAAGUAACCCCAAGAAACUGGGAGAGAGGGCAAGACUGGCAAGUUUUACAAUAGCAGGAUCGCGUACCAGCAGAUGCUCUAUGCGAUUCUUUUAUCACAUGCGUGGCAUUGGUAUGGGAACGUUGACCGUCUACACAAGGACACAAAUAAAUGGACCUCUUACUACGAUUUGGUCAAUGUCACGUGAUCAAGGCAACAUAUGGUACUACCAAAUGCUUGAAAUAGAUAGCGAUGUCGACUACCAAAUAAUCAUAGAGGGUAGUAUUGGUACAACAACAGAUGGCGAUAUUGCACUCGAUGACAUCAGCCUAACACCAAACUGUGCUCCAGCCUCUGAAAGCAUCCCAGCUAUAUCAACAGUACCCCCAUCUCAAAUAGCAUGCACAGGAGGUCAGCUACCAUGUAACUUGGGUUGCAUUGAUGAGUCAUCGUAUUGUGAUUUCAAACAUGAUUGUCUCCCGGGUCAGGAAGAUGAGCUUACAUGCCCUGUAUUCUGCGAUUUUGAAACUGACAUGUGCUAUUGGACUCAAGCCAGUGACAACGACAUAGAUUGGACAUGGUAUAACCAUGGUGAAGACCCACUAACUUACAAUGGACCGGACGCAGACCAUACUACAGGAGGUGCGAGUGGCCACUAUAUCUACGUGGAUGGGUCCAUUUCAAAACUGGAUGAUAUUGCCAAGAUCAUCAGUCCCAUGUAUAAGAAAUCAAAGAGGGGUUGCCUCUUCACACUGUGGUACUAUAUGUUUGGAAUCGAAUAUGGUGACUUGGAAGUGCGUCUGAUGACCGGGGAAGAGGACUAUCGACUGACGAAGGCCAACGAUGGCGCAUCUGAUUAUGGCAAGUGGCAGAUAUACAUCACGGAGAUACCUCCCUGCUCGACUAAUUUUCAGGUUGCUGUAGAGUCUGAGGACAGACAGAAGGUACCAACUGAGGGCGGUUUUGCCGUAGAUGAUAUGCUGUUCCAAGAUUGUGAAUACCCUGAGGCUGUCUCUCCUGGGUCGUGCGGGAUCGGAAAUUCUCAGUGUGCCAGCGGUGAAUGCUAUCCGACUAGUCAGAUGUGUGACUUUACCCCAGACUGCUGUGAUCUGACGGACGAACAGAAUUGCGGCUCCCGUGGCUAUACGAUGUGCGACUUUGAGAAUGGAUUGUGCAAUUGGCAACAACUGGAAACCGAUGAGUUUGAUUGGACCCGUCGGAGUGGACCCACCAGCAGUGAUGGGACGGGACCAAGCAAAGAUCAUACAACUGGUUCAGGCUACUAUCUGUACACCGAAGCGAGUAAUCCGCGAAGAAAUGGUGAACGGGCCAAACUUGGUAGCUUUAACAUCCAAUCAACAAUUACUGGACAGUGUGUGAUCCGAUUUUUCUACCACAUGGAAGGGAUAGGAAUCGGGACUCUCAAUGUGUAUACUAGGACCUCAGUUAAUGGGCCCAAGACUUUACUCUGGACCAAAGAAAGGGCAAUCGGAGGAGAGUGGGUUUACCAGACUAUUCCUCUUCGAAGUAACAGCAAUUUUCAGGUCAUCAUUGAAGGUGUGAUAGGCUACACCACUGACAGCGACAUCGGACUUGAUGACGUCAGCUUCACGCCAGAUUGUAAGCAGAUCUCAGGCACUCUCCCAGUGGUUGUUACGGAAGUGAACACCCAGCCCACGGAUCGGACAGUCAGUAUCUGCCGAUCAGGAAAGGUGUACUGCUCAGCAGAUCGUAAAUGCAUUGAUGAGGAGGUGAUCUGUGAUGGCGUCAACGACUGUUCUGAUGGUUUCGAUGAACAAUCGUGCCAAAUCCCAAAAGAUGAUAAUCUUGGUCUAAUAAUUGGUUUGAGUGUGACAUUUGGAUUAGCUUUCCUUGUGGCUGUCUCAUUGGGAGUUGCAUACUUCGUCAGGAAAAACCAAGGAAAGACAAACGAUCCUGCACUUACGGGAGCUACUUUCACAACAGGAAUGUCAAACCCAGGAUAUGCAAAUGAAACUUCCACCAACAAGGAGAUUGCUUUUUCGAUGAAUAGGUCAGAUGCUUGAUCAGUAUCAAUGGUUGUUAUGGCAACUUAAUCUUAUGCCCAAGUACACCUGAAUGCAGAUAAUUUGAUUUUGAAUCUUAUAGAACCAAUAGAUGGACUUGUCUAAAGGAUCAAGGGAAUAAAUAUCUCUUUUGUGUUUUCUGAUUGUUAAGGUAAAUGUUUUUGCUUUAAAGUUUUAUGUUCCCCUUUAGAAUAUCUAACCCCUUUCAUUGCCUUUCUUUUAACUGCAUACAUAUUUUUAGUGUUAAAGGUUCAUUAUUGAUUAUUCAUUUAAAUGCCUUAUUAAUAUUUGGUAGGGGAAAAUGGAGAAAGUAUGAGACAAACCUGAAUAUCAAGGCUACCUUACGACUGGUCCACGAUCCGAUAUUGGAACACAUUGCAUUUUGCUCAUUUUCUGAAAUUGUGAAUGAAAAGUAUAUUUUUAUUUGUGGUUCAAAUUAAUUGAAAUAAUACUAAUGUAACAAUUUUGGAUGAUUAGAAGCCUUUAUUUUGGAGUAAAGGCCAAAUUAGUCUCAAAUCGUAGCCAAUCAUACGAUAGCCAUGACGUCAUUACGACUAUAUAUGAAAUUCACUUUUAUUUUAAUAAGGGCGAUAUCAUAGCCACAGAUUUGAACAUAGGUAUUAGUAUGAUGUUAUAAAAUAUUACACAGUAAGAUAUUCCAUGUCUCAAUAAAAGCAUCAAAUUCUACUACGAUUUAUUCUGAAAUCGGGUCGCAGACCAAUCGUAAGGUGUGCGGUGGCCUUUAGGUAUCUUCCUCCGUUGUAUAGAAGAGUAAUGUUGAAUUACAGAUGUCCUGUUUACUUUGAACCCAUUUAUUUCCAAUUAAUUAAUGUACAGUUAUUACCCCAGGUAAUAAAGAAACAAUAUACAUGUAUACAUAUUUAAAAAAAAACUGAUAUGAACGUUUAAAUGAAACAAAAAAACUGCAUUGAUCCUGAUGAGAUAAUUGUUAUUUCAGACAUUAAAAUAUGAAUUUUUACAAAUAUAUUUUUCCUUAUUUUUUUCAUCAGAAUAUUUGUAUUAUUGAAUGUUGUUUUCUUAUACUUACUGAUAAUGGAAAUGACUGUUCUUUUGGAAGUUAACAGUAAAACAUAUUUACUCUUGAUUUUGUUUAUAACUUUUCAUUCAAUGUGGAAUAAAUAUAAUGUUGAUAAUAAAAAAAUACAAAUGUAAUGAUUAUUCUGUUUGUAAAUAAAAAGAUGUAUUUUCCUGUGUGGAAACUGAUAGGUUCACUUAGAGCUCAAAUUUCAAUUUUCUCAAGGUUGCUGUCACCUCCUCUCAUUUCUUUUUUCACCGCUCUCCCCUUCUCUCCCUCUCUCCGUCUCUUAGAUUGUAGUAAAGGUUACUUACACCUUUCAUUUUCAUUUAAGGCCAUCUUAUGAUUGAUGAAUUAAUCACAAAUACAAAGAGACUACAGGCAUACUUCAUUGACUAAAUGUACUAGUAAAUGUCAUGGAACUUAUAGCAUUAUAUUAUAUAAUUAAUGAUUGCCAAUUUAUGUUUUGAAGUUUUAAGCACUGGUCAGCCUACCCAUAGAUGGUAUUUAGAUCUUCAUUCAAUCGGUUGUUUUUUUAAGGUUUCAAACAACACUUGUAAUAUGAUGUUUUGGAAGUAUAUAAUUUCAUUAAUGCAACUAGAAUUUUGUUUAUAUUUACAUCUUGACCAAUUUAUUGUUUUAUGUAUAACAAAGUUGUUCUAUACUUGUAUGAAUGUACCUAUAACCGUCAAUUAUUAUUCUCUUUGAAUGUUUCUCUAUCAUGAAGUGAUACGCUUUCUCAUCUUCCUACUUUCUGACUCAUUAUGUCUUUCCAUCUCUCUGUCAUUAAUGUUUUCAUUUUCCUUCCCUUGUAUAUUUCCUCAUAUGCUAUUCAAUCUAAUCAUGCAUCUCUGAAUAUAUUGAUUUCUUAUGUACCAGAAUUUAUCAUUUAUCUGUCUGUUUGUUUCAUUUUUCACCAUGCAUAACAAAAAUAAAUUGACAGAAUAUAGUGUUACAUUGAUAUUGAUACAUAGUACAAACUAAGCAUAAACAAAAUAUGUUUGCAGUGCAGAGUCCCUUAAAUAACAUAGGAAAGUAAUCUGUUUUAACUAAAAUUAGCUCGAAAUAUAUUAGAACAAAAGACGAAGAUAAUGCCCCUUGCAGCACAAUAGAAUAUAUAUAAAUAUUUUUGCAGUAUAUUAAUGCAUAUCAUUAUUUCACCAUGUUAAGAUAUAGACAUCAUUUGAAUGAAAAAAAAACUUUCAUAUACCUCAAUUGUGAAAAGUACUUGGAAAAAAUAUCACUUACAGUAAUUUGAGAGAAAUAAAUCCUUCAUAUUAUUCUUGAAUGAUAAAAUAUUGUUACGAAUUUGUAUACAAAAAGGUAGUGAAUUCCAAAUGUUAGGUCCUUCAUGCCUUAUAGAUUAAUGGGCUACGGCACUCCUCGAAGUGUACAAAUAAAUGUCUAGUUGCUUGUCUAAUUGCUUGUUAUCACUAACUGUAAAUGUUUCUGGAAUAUUUGUUUUGUAUGGACAUGCCUUUUACCAUGCAGCUGGGGAAGAGAACAUCCCUACUAUCUCCUGAAAAUGAUCCUGGUAAAUUGAUCUCCUGUAUUUUUAUAUGAAAUAAAGAUGACUUAUGUAUUUGAUUAAAUUU